This is a messenger RNA of Schistosoma rodhaini, 4594 nucleotides long. NCBI's taxonomy places the organism in Eukaryota, Metazoa, Platyhelminthes, Trematoda, Strigeidida, Schistosomatidae. The record is from the annotation of a GenBank genome assembly.
GUUGAUGAUGAUCUUCAUAGACAAUAUGCUGAUCAUAUUGAAUAGAAUGAAUUCAUGAGAGAUCAUUUAUUCUUCUUCUUCUUCUUCUUAUUAUUAUUAUUAUUCAAUGGAAUAUAUUCUUCAGAAAGAUUACUGAAUUCAACCUAUUUAAGUAGUAUAUAUAUAUAUAGCCAUAGUAACAAAAACAUCAGCAACCACUACAACAACAAGGAAUGAUUUCAUGUAUAUACAACUACUUUGAUUGAUCUAUCUGAAUUGGAAUAAGCUUCACUUUUUUUUCGGGAUUUAUAAAUACUACUUAUAAUACUACUUAUGAUAUGGCUACACAUGAAACGAUUAUAAAUAAUAAUAAUAAUAAUGAAUCACAUUCAAUGAUGAAUUAUCCAAUAAAUUUGGAUCAUAAUCUAAUUAAUGAAAAAUUUCAUAAUGAUACAUUGAAUUUAAUAAUGAAUGGUUCUUGUUCAACGUCAUCCACUUCAUCUUCCACUUCCAACUCCACCUCCAUCACUUCCUCCUUCUCCUCUUGUUCCUCCUCAUCAUCAUCAGUGGAUACAAUACGUCAACAGAUGAAUUCAUCAUUAUUGAAUUGUAUUAAUUCUAAUCCAUUUAUGCCUCCUUCUAAAGAUUCAUUUAAUUCAGAGAGUAUGAUUCCAUUUAAUUAUGUGAAUAAAAGUCAAAAUCAAUCAUGGUUUAUGAAAACGAUGGAUACUACUAAUACGAAUACUACUUGUACUACUAGUACUACUACUACGAAUAGUAAUAAUAGUAGUAUUCGACAGACUUUAGAUGAUAACAGUAUGGACGAGAUGGAUCCUGUGAACCCUGUACAUAAUAAUAAUACUAAUACUAAUAGUAUUGAUCAUUUUAUGAAUAAUGAUAAGCAUUGUUUACCACCACCACCUCCUCUUCUUCAUCAUCAUCAUGAUGCUUAUUCAUAUCAAAUUGAUAAAAUGGAUAUUGUCAAAAGUGAGCAUGAUAUCAAUCAUAACAAUGAUGGCGAUAAUAACGACGACGAUAGUCAAAGUUGUGGACACGAUGAUGACGAUUAUGUCGUCGACAAUGUUCAUAAUGAUAUAGAUGAUAAAUAUCAUAAAAAUUGGAAAAAUAAAAGAAUGAAACAUGAAGAUUGUACUACUCAUUCUAUGAAUACAACGACUAAUUCAAUGAUUAUAUCUAGAAUACAAGAUAAAGAGUUAAAUGAUGUUGAUAGGAAUGUUUGUCACACCAUAAAAGAACAAAGCGAUUAUGAUAAUAGAGAAACUAUUUCUGAUAAUCCUGUAAGAGAGGUUAAUGAUGAGGAUGAAGAAGAUGAAGGAGAAGAGGAUGGUAUCGAUGAAGAUGUCGACGACGAUGAUGAUGAUGAUGACGAUGUCGAUGAUGGUGGUGGUGAUGAUGAUGAAGAUAUUGAUGAGGACGAUCCAGAUUAUCUUAAUGAUCAACAAAUGAUCAUUAAUGAUCAUAAUAAAAAUAUAAAAAGUUCUCAACGUCAUACUCCUUCACAACAACACCAACAACAUCCUAACCAUCUCAUUGAAAAUGAUUGUUUAAAUUUAUUAAAAUAUACAAAUAAUAGAAAUAAAAUAUACAAUUUACAUAAUGAACUAAAUCAAAUUUAUGAUGAACAAGAUGAUCAAAAUAUUCAACUACUAAUGUCACCGACACACCAUCAUCCUCAUCCUCCUCAUCAUCUUCCUCAUCAUCCUCAUCAUCACCAACAGCAACAGCUUCAACAACAUCAAAAUCCCCAUCAUCCAAAUCGAUAUAAUCCUUUAUUAAUGUGUCAAUCAAAUAAAAUGAUUGAAAAUAUUAUUGAUUCACGUACACAUACAAAAUUAAUUGAUCAAACUGGUAUAAAUUAUGGAAUUAGAGGGAAAAAUGAUUCCGACUUGACAUCAUCUUUGACAAAUGUCACUACAACAACUCAUAAUAACAACAAUAAUAAUAACAAUAGCCAUAACCACAGAAAAGAAGAUCGUGUUAAACGUCCUAUGAAUGCAUUUAUGGUAUGGUCACGUGGUCAACGUAGACGUAUGGCACAAGAAAAUCCUAAAAUGCAUAAUUCAGAAAUAAGUAAACGUCUUGGUUCAAUGUGGAAAAGUUUAUGUGAAACCGAUAAGAAACCAUUUAUUGAUGAAGCAAAACGUUUAAGAGCAAAUCAUAUGGCACAAUAUCCUGAUUAUAAAUAUAGACCAAGACGUAAACAUAAACCAUUAGAAAGACAAAAAAAGAAUUCCUCCACGUUAACUGCCGCAAUGAUGGGUGGUUAUUUAAAUAAUACAAUACCUGGAUCACAUAAUGGUGGUAUCCCUGGUAUCGCUGGAAAUCUACCAUUGACACAUUCAAAUCAUCGAAAUAUUCCUAAUGUAUUUGAUCCUUUAACAUCACCAUCAUCACAAACUCAACAUAUACAUAAACAUGAACAUCAUCAUCAUUUACAUGGAUUAUUUAAUCAUUCAUCGAAUCAACGUCUUCCAUCGAGUCAUCCGUAUUCAUCAUUGGGAAAUCCAUUAACCAAUUAUUUACCACAUCAAAUUACUGGCUUAGUAAAUACUACUCAUACAAAUACUACUAAUAAUACAUCUUCAGUAGUUGAAUCCCAACAACAACCGGUUGAUUUUCAAUCAUCAAACUAUUUACAAUCCAAUAUGAUGAUGUCAUAUUAUCCAAAUGAAUUUCAUCAGAAUGAUAAAGAUAUUAGUUUAAGACAAACAUUAUUUGGAACGGAUACAAAUGUUUCGUCAUCAUCAUCAUCAUCAUCCUCAUCGUCAUCCUCAUCAACAACGACAACGACAACGAUAACGACAACGACGACAACAACACAAUAUGAACAACAUACAUCAUUUCAUUCACAAUCAUUAUAUGGUAAUCGACAUAUUUCUGGACAAUAUAGAGAUACUACUAAUCAUACUACUACUACUAAUAGUAGUAGUAAUAAUAAUGAUAAUUAUUCUAGAUUCUUAUUAAGACAAGAACCAAGUUAUACGCCGGAACAAAAUGUAUCAAUCAAUCAAGGUACUCCUUCAUCAUUGGAGUUUCUCCGUAAUACAUCAUCUCUUACAAUGAAUAACAGUAAUGUUAAUCAACAGUUAUUACCAACCGAUAUGUCUAGUCCAUUUUCAGCGGUAGCUGCAGCAGCAUUAGCCGCUGCAGCUGUAAAUGAUACUACAUCAGAACAUAAUACAGAAGUGAAUAAUUCGAAUUCUAUGACUAUUAUGCAACGUUUAAGUAAUACACCAUGGUCAAUGUUUUAUUCAAAUAAUGGUAAUAUGAUAAAUCAGAUAAGAAUGAAUGAACAACGAACAUUUCUAAAUCAAUCAACAAUUAGAUCAAAUCAAACUGGUGGAUCAAGUUUAGAUUCUCCACCACCAUUUUCAAUUGGACGAAGUGGAUCUAGUACACCCAUUAUGAAUAAUACUAACAAUACUAAUACUGCUAUUAAUAGUAAUAACGGCAGUAAUUUCCCCCGUGUUACAACAUCAUCGUCAUCAUCAUCAGUUACAAAUGGCAAUCCUCAUAGUGCAGCAGCUGCUAUGAUGGCAGCUGUAGCUGCAGCAAAUUAUGCAGCAUCUCAAUUAGCAUAUUAUGGUAGUAGUGGAAAUAUAACAUCAGGUGUUGAUCAACAUCAUCAACAUCAACAUCAUCAACAUUCCCAUUUACAACAACAACAACAGCAACAUCAUCAUCCAAAUCCACAACAGUUAUUACCUCAGCAACUAAAUAGUACACAUCAUACAGAUUGGUUCAAUAAAAACAGUAGUAGUAACUCACAAAGUAAUACAUUACGAUCUGUUUCAUCUGCAUGGUCAUCACUUUAUCGUAAUGAAUGUGAUCCAGUAGAUAUUGGAAGAUCUGAUAUGAAUACAUCUUAUACAUCUAGUCUACAAUUUGAUAAUCAUAAUCGAAAUAAUCAUAAUAAUAAUAUAACAUCACAAUUUCAUGUGAAUCAUAAUACAUCAUCAUCCGCAUCAUGGUUGGAACGUCUUGAUGCACAACAACAACAACAUCAUAACACCCAGCAACAACUGCAACAACAACAACCAAACUAUUUUGCCAGUCAUAGAUUAUUACCUAAUAUUACUGAACUAGGUAAUAUCACUAAUUAUAGUAAUAAUCGAGAUCUUUUAAAUGAUAUAUCUUCCAAUGUACAAAAAAAUUAAUCACCAUCACCACCACCGCCACCGCUGCCACCAUUACCACCACCAUCGCCAUCACCACCAACACCAACGGCAACAAUAUACGUUCCUACUUUUAUUAUUCUAUAUAUAAUCAAGAAUUAAUUAUUGAUUGUUUAUUUAAUUUCAAGAAGAUAAUGUUCUUAUAAUCCCUUUAACUUCAUUCAAUAUAGACACCUUCAUCAUUGUAUAGUUGAAUACAAAAAAAAAGAAGAAAUUUACACUACCCCCCUUCCCAUGAAAUCAAUAAACAGAUAGAGUUAGAUAGAGGGAGAGAGAGGGGGAGAGAUACAACAUCAUGUCAAUAACAUGCCAAAGAUACAUAAAUCGAUAUAUAAAUGAAUUAAUUUAAAAGAUAUUAUAUUGCAUAGCAACAAAAAUAAAAUCAAAAAUGCAAAACAUCCCCACCCCAUUGGAAAGCA